This is a messenger RNA of Aspergillus fijiensis CBS 313.89, 1506 nucleotides long. Its product is annotated as glycosyl hydrolase family 79 C-terminal domain-containing protein. The transcript has 6 exons. The coding region runs from base 1 to 1506 and encodes 501 amino acids. NCBI's taxonomy places the organism in Eukaryota, Fungi, Ascomycota, Eurotiomycetes, Eurotiales, Aspergillaceae. The record is from RefSeq and is a predicted model, not a curated record.
AUGAAGGCCUUCUCUCUAUAUCUGUUACUCACGCUGUGUAAUCUCCUGCACCUGGGAGGCUGGGCAAUCGCUUCUACGGUGUACAAUGUGACCAGUACAGUUUCGCUGGCUCCUGCCUCGUCUCCUCGCCCUGAGAAGCCCGUGCAUGAUGCUGACUACCAUUCCUUCUCCAUUGAAUUCUGCUAUAUUGUGGACUACGCUGGGAAUGAUACACAUCCCAACCUGUUCUCGCGCCAGGUCAUUCAAAACCUCAAAGAUAUUGCUGGCAAGGCUCCCAUCUUCCGGGUGGGCGGAAGUACGCAGAACUCGGCGGUUUACUAUCCUGACCAGACAGAGGCGUUGAUUGAUCCGUUUGAUUCCAUUGCCUCCAGCCAGCCGCGUCACUCGUACUUUGGCCCGGCGUUUCUGCAGUCCUUUCGGCAAUUCCCCGCUGGCUCUAAGUAUAUCUUUGGACUGAACUUUUUCAAUGCUGAGAACGAAACCCUGUUUGAUGUGGGGGAUGGAUUGGCGCAGUGUGUUCUCGAGGCUCACGCUGCCUAUCACGCCAUUGGGGAUGCGCUUUACGGAUUCGAGAUUGGUAAUGAGGUCGAUUCAUGGGCCAGAGGCCAACGACGACCGGCGAACUGGACAAUCCAAGACUACGUCGAUCAAUGGAACGAGUAUGCAUCGGCUAUCAGCAAGAAUCUCACCCAACAUGAUGCGGAUCAGCUGUUCCAGGGAUGUGCUUUUGAAGCUCCGCGCCAUGUCACGGCGGCAACGGACUGGAACGUGGCGAAUGCCGAAGCGGACGGGAUGCGUGCGGAUAAGGCGAAGAGCGUGGCAGACCAUGAGUACAUGGGUGCAGCCUGUGACUACACCGGGGUGGGCCCCACGAUCGCGACGACGAUCUUCGACCGGACAAAUGUGUUGUCGCGGGUGUGGUAUCACGACUACCUGGGCAACGUUACCGCGGCCUCAGACAUUCCGUAUGUCUUGGGCGAGACCAAUUCAAUAUCAUGCCAGGGCGCGCGGGGCAUCUCGGACGUAAUGGCGGCGGCGGUCUGGGCGGUCGAUUACGUGCUGUACCUCUCGUCGCUGCGGGUGGAACGCGUGCAUUUCCACAUGGGCACGCGAUACCCCUACGCCAGCUGGCUGCCUGUGACUUUCAACGAGACGGCACCCACUCAGACCGAGGUGCUGGUCAACACCACCGACUUCGGCGCCUACGCUGUUUAUGACAACGGCCAGUUGGAGUCGCUCGUCGCGGUCAGCCUGUCGGUGUGGAACUCCACCUCCCCUGCGGCCCAGCGGCCAUACACGGCGCUUGAGUUGCCGGCGGCCGGCUGGGAAAAUGCCAAGGUGAUGAGAUUGACCAAUCCAGGCGUGGACGUGGCCGCCAACAUCACGCUGGCGGGUCAGUCUGUGAAUACGCAGGGCGAAAUCGUUGGCAUUGCGGAGUAUGAGAAGGUGCAACGGAGGAAAGUCUGGGUUGGAGCUGGGGAGGCUGUGUUGAUCAAGCGAGGAUGA